UUAGACGAGUCUUCUUCUUCUCGCCUAAGCCAAAUUCAUUACGGUGAAGACUGAAGACUGAGAUCAAAACCCAUCUUUGUUCUUGCCGAAUUGAAUGAAACAGAGAAAGAUUUACAUUUAGCUAGCUACUUUAGCUAAUAACAUUAUAGGAGGACGAAUUAUCGAUCUGGAAACGCUUCAUCUCACAGAUCUUACUUUCUCCAUCUUCGAUCCCCUUUCUAUAUUCCGAUUUUUCCAAUUCAUGCUUCGAUUCUAGCCUCAUUCUCUGCUGCUCUCCUUCCUUUUGGGGCUUAUUCGGAGGGGAGUAGACAAAGAUGUUAGCAUCGCAGACAUUAGGCGGUCCUUCCCGUUGUGGACGGGUUCUAGGGCCAUCACUCGACAAGAUCGUUAAGAAUGUAGCCUGGAGAAAACAUUCUCACCUUGUCGCUGCCUGUAAAUCCGCGCUUAAUAAGCUUGAAACUCUUGCCGACUCUUCCGAUCCGGUUUCGUGUUCUCCUUUAUUCGGCUUCUCUUUAUCCGAUGCAGAACUCGUACUUCAACCAUUGCUCAUGGCUCUUGACUCUGGUUCAGCUAAGGUCGUUGAGCCUGCACUUGACUGUCUCUUUAGAUUGUUCUCAUUUGGUCUUAUCCGCUGCGAGAUCGAUGUCACAACUGCUUCCAUUGUUUUUCGCAUAGUUGAAUCUGCGUGUAAAUGCAGUGGUCUUGGUGAUGAGGCAAUUGAGCUUGCUGUACUUAAGCUGCUGCUUUCUGCUGUUCGAUCUCCUUGUACCCUGAUCAGAGGCGAUUUCCUGCUCAACAUUGUUAGAACUUGUUAUAACGUGUAUCUUGGUGGCUUUAAUGGAACGAAUCAGAUUUGUGCGAAAGCGGUUCUGGCUCAGAUGGUGGUAAUUAUUUUUGCUAGGGUUGAAGAAGAUUCAAUGUUGGUUGAUUUCAAAACGGUGUCGGUUUCUAAGCUAUUGGAGUUUACGGAUAGGAAUUUGAAUGAAGGAAGUUCGAUCCACUUUGUUCAGAAUUUUAUCUCUGAGGUUGUGGAAGUGAAAGUAGACCCUGAUUCAAAACCUUUCGCACUAUCACUUGCUUCCACAAAUACUUCUCAGGUAGAAAUCAGUCAGGGUAAUCAAGCGGAUGGUGAGAUGGAUGGAGCUGGUUCUGGUGGGACAACAACAAAGAUUAGAGAAGAUGGUUUUCUUCUUUUCAAGAAUCUGUGCAAAUUAUCAAUGAAGUUCUCUGCGCAGGAUCAGAAUGAUGAUGAAAUUCUUCUCAGGGGGAAAAUUUUGUCCUUGGAACUGCUAAAGGUGAUAAUUGACGAUGCUGGUUCUGUUUGGCGGAACAAUGAGAGGUUUCACAGUGCUAUCAAGCAAUACCUUUGCUUAUCGUUGUUAAAGAACAGUGCACUGUCAGUUAUGACUAUCUUCCAAAUUCUAUGUUCUAUUUUCAAGAGCCUAUUAACAAAAUUCCGGGCAGGAUUGAAAGCAGAAAUUGGAAUCUUCUUUCCCAUGCUUAUUCUUCGUGUCCUUGAGAACAUACUUCAGCCUAGUUUCUUACAGAAGAUGACUGUUCUUAAUUUUCUUGAAAAGAUAUCCCAAGAUUCCCAGGCUAUUAUGGACAUUUUUGUCAACUAUGAUUGUGAUGUGGAUGCUCCAAACUUAUUUGAAAGGACUAUCAAUGGUCUGUUGAAAACUGCAUUGGGUCCACCUCCUGGUUCAACAACUACCCUCUCUUCUUCUCAGGAUGCUACAUUUCGGCUUGAGUCAGUAAAUUGCCUGGUCAAAGUUAUUGAGUCAAUGGGAACUUGGAUGGACCAACAACUCAAAAUUCGAGAUUCCAGUCCAUUAAAAGGUUCUUUCUCAGAUAGUUCUUCUGUUAGUCACAUGGCCAGCAUUGGAGAGGAAGGGAUUCUAGUUGAUGCAGAGCUAAAUACUGAAGCAAAUUCAGAAAUUUCAGAUGCUGCACUCUUGGAGCAACGCCGAGCUUACAAAUUGGAGCUUCAGAAAGGUGUAUCCCUUUUCAAUAGGAAACCUUCGAAGGGCAUAGAAUAUUUGAUAAGCACAAAAAAAGUUGGUGAUUCUCCUGAAGCAGUGGCUGCUUUCUUAAAAAAUACAGUAGGCCUCAAUGAAGCAAUGAUAGGAGAUUAUCUGGGUGAUAGGGAGGAGUUUCCCUUGAAAACAAUGCAUGCUUAUGUAGAUUCAUUUAAUUUUGAAGGAAGGGCCUUUGGUGAAGCAAUUAGAUAUUUCUUGAGUGGCUUCCGGUUACCAGGAGAGGCACAAAAAAUUGACCGCAUCAUGGAAAAGUUUGCAGAGAGAUUUUGCAAAUGCAAUCCCGAAUCUUUUUCUAGUGCAGAUACGGCUUACGUUCUGGCUUACUCUGUAAUCUUGCUUAAUACUGAUGCACAUAGUAGUAUGGUGAAAGAGAAGAUGACCAAAGCUGAUUUCAUUCGGAAUAACAGAGGGAUCAAUGAUGGAAAGGACUUGCCUGAAGAGUAUUUGGUGGCUAUAUAUGAUCAGAUUGUAAAGAAUGAGAUUAGGAUGAGUUCUGAUUCUUCUGCUCCACAAAGCAAGAACAACAACAGUCUAAAUAAACUUCUUGGAUUAGAUGGAAUACUCAAUCUAGUCUGGAAACAGACUGAAGAAAAACCAGUGGGUGCAAAUGGACUUCUUGUGAAACACAUACAAGAGCAGUUUAAGGCAAAGUCAGGAAAGUCGGAGUCUGUUUAUUAUGCUGUUGCGGAUACUGCAAUACUGAGGUUUAUGAUGGAGGUUUGCUGGGGACCUAUGCUGGCUGCAUUCAGUAUGACUCUAGACCAGUGUGAUGACAGAGCAGCUACCUUUCAUUGCUUACAGGGUUUCAGACAUGCUGUUCAUGUUACGGCUGUAACAGGAAUGCAAACACAGAGAGAUGCUUUUGUCACAACGGUUGCAAAGUUUACUUAUCUCCACUGUGCAGCAGAUAUGAAGCAGAAAAACGUUGAUGCUGUUAAGGCUAUAAUGUCGAUUGCCAUUGAAGAUGGUAAUUAUCUUCAGGAUGCUUGGGAGCAUAUCCUAACUUGUCUUUCCCGGUUUGAGCAUCUACAAUUAUUGGGAGAAGGUGUACCGUCUGAUUCAUCGUUUUUUACUGCACAAACCUUGGAGACGGAAGAGAAAACUACUACUGGCUAUCCAUCGCUGAAGAAGAAGGGUACCUUACAGAAUCCGGCUAUGGCAGCUGCUGUUAGAGGAGGUUCAUAUGACAGUUCUACUCGUGGAGUUAAUAAUACUUCAGGGCUGGUAACUCAAGAACAGAUGACUAACUUCAUCUCAAAUUUGAAUUUACUUGAUCAAAUUGGGAGUUUUGAGCUGAACCAUAUCUUUGCACAUAGUCAACGGUUGAACAGUGAAGCGAUUGUGGCUUUUGUGAAGGCACUUUGUAAGGUUUCAAUGUCGGAACUUCAAUCUCCUACAGAUCCUCGUGUGUUCAGCCUCACUAAAAUUGUAGAAGUCGCACAUUACAACAUGAGCCGAAUCAGAUUGGUCUGGUCUCGUAUAUGGAGUGUUCUGUCAGAUUUUUUUGUGAAUGUAGGCUUGUCAGAGAAUCUCUCGGUUGAAAUCUUUGUUAUGGACUCAUUGCGCCAGCUUGCCAUGAAGUUCUUAGAACGAGAAGAGUUGGCGAACUAUAAUUUUCAAAAUGAAUUUCUUAGGCCCUUUGUGAUAAUCAUGCAGAACAGCAACUCUGCUGAAAUUAGGGAGUUAAUUGUGCGAUGUAUUUCCCAGAUGGUUCUCAGCCGUGUCAACAAUGUCAAGUCUGGGUGGAAGAGUGUUUUUAUGGUAUUCACAGCAGCUGCAGCUGAUGAAAGGAAGAAUAUCGUAUUGUUAGCAUUCGAAACAAUGGAAAAGAUAGUACGCGAAUAUUUCCCUUACAUCACGGAAACAGAGGCAGUCAAUUUCACUGACUGCGUGAAAUGCCUCAUCACUUUCACCAAUAGUAAAUUUAACAGCGAUGUCAGUCUCAAUGCCAUUGCUUUUCUACGGUUUUGUGCUGUCAAACUCGCAGAUGGGGGCCUUGAAAGCAUAGACAAGCCCAAGGAUUCAGCAGUUUCCGCAGAAUGCGAUAAUAAUUUGGAUGGGCAAAAGUCCACACAUGACCAUGAUCAUACAUCCUUCUGGAUUCCUUUGCUAACAGGUUUAUCGUCGCUUACAUCGGAUCCAAGAUCCGCUAUCAGAAAAAGUUCAUUGGAGGUGCUUUUCAACAUCUUAAAGGAUCACGGCCAUAUAUUUUCCCCAGAAUUCUGGGAGAGUAUACUAAACUCUAUAGUCUUCCCUAUGUUCAGUUUCAUGCAUGACCGAUCGUCACAGCCUGAGGGGGGAAAUAAUAAUACAUGGGAUUCAGAAACUUGUAUGGUGGCAGUUGAGUGUCUAGUGGACCUAUUUAUUAGUUUCUUCGACUUAAUGAGGUCUCAACUUCCAUUAAUGGUGUCGAUUUUUGGAGGUUUCAUAAGAAGUCCAGGGCAAAGUCCUGGAAGCACAGGGGUGACCGCUUUGAUUCGGCUGACUAGUGAAUUGGGAGAUAGGCUAACUGAAGAUGAAUGGGGCGACAUCUUUAUCGCUUUGAAAGAUGUUGCUUUUUCGUCCCUCUCCGGCUUUUUGAAACUUGCGAAAACUAUGGAUUCUAUAGAUGUUCUUGUUGAAGUUUCUAGGGACUCGGAAUUUUAUUCUGAUAAUGAGUUAACCAAUGACGACUCUGAGGAUGAUAAUCUUCAAACUGCAGCAUAUGUGGUUUCCAGAAUGAAGAGUCAUAUAACUACACAGCUUCUCAUACUGCAGGUUAUAACAGAUCUAUGUAGGAACCAUCGGAAAUCGAUGUCGCCUAAGAACAUGGAGACUGUUCUAGACGUAUAUUCACUAGUAUCAUCUCACUCCCACAACCUAAAUUCCGACACAACUCUACAAUUCAAACUUCAGAAAGCAUGUUCAUCUCUCGACAUAUCUGAGCCGCCAACUGUUCACUUUGAAAACGAAUCCUUCCAAAGGUACCUAAAUUUCCUCAUUGAUUCAAUUUCCAACAAUCCGUCUCUAUCUCAGAAGACAAAUUUGGAAAUUCGAUUCGUUUCCGUCUGCAAAAAGAUUUUAGAAACAUACUUGAACUGUUCUGGAUCGCUUUCGCAAUCGCUAUCACGAUCAGAUAAUAAGCCAUUAACAGUAGUUCAUUGGAUACUUCCAUUGAGUUCUGUGAAAAGGGAAGAACUGGCUGCCAGGACUCCAUUGAUCGUGUUGACUUUGCAGGCGAUUAGCAGUUUGGAAGGCGAAUCGUUUAGGAAAUAUGUUUCAGAAAUUUUCCCACUUCUUGUGGAUCUUGUUAGGAGUGAGCAUAGCUCGAGAGAAGUUCAACGUGCUUUAAGUUCGAUGUUUGAGUCGCGAAUAGGACCGUUGUUAAUUGGUGGUUGUGUGGUUGAAUUAUAGAGGAAUAGUUGUUGUAGUAGUAUAGUUAUGUUUUUCCAUAUCAUUUGCAUAAAUUUUUUGGUAAUCUUUUCCUUUUUAU
This is a messenger RNA of Impatiens glandulifera, 5511 nucleotides long. RefSeq names its product brefeldin A-inhibited guanine nucleotide-exchange protein 1-like. The transcript is spliced from 11 exons. Gene Ontology annotation, cellular component: trans-Golgi network. Gene Ontology annotation, molecular function: guanyl-nucleotide exchange factor activity. The record is from RefSeq and is a predicted model, not a curated record. Gene Ontology annotation, biological process: regulation of ARF protein signal transduction. The coding region runs from base 315 to 5432 and encodes 1705 amino acids. NCBI's taxonomy places the organism in Eukaryota, Viridiplantae, Streptophyta, Magnoliopsida, Ericales, Balsaminaceae.